Molecule: messenger RNA, 2201 nt
Organism: Suillus fuscotomentosus
Lineage: Eukaryota; Fungi; Basidiomycota; Agaricomycetes; Boletales; Suillaceae
Product: ABC transporter transmembrane region 2-domain-containing protein
Exons: 15
Coding region: 96-2201 (701 amino acids)
Biological process (GO): long-chain fatty acid import into peroxisome; peroxisome organization; very long-chain fatty acid catabolic process
Cellular component (GO): peroxisomal membrane
Molecular function (GO): long-chain fatty acid transmembrane transporter activity; ABC-type transporter activity; ATP hydrolysis activity
Source: RefSeq, a predicted model, not a curated record
AACCGAUCCGAGUCCGAUCCAGUAAUCACAUGCUCGUUCGACGCGCGCUUCAUGAUGAAGUUCGCCUGCACUGCUCGCUGUAACGUACAGCGAGCAUGGCGAUAUUCUCGAAACCGCUCAACCCUAAUGAACUAUUUCGACACCAGUCAUCACGACGACCAUUGCUUGUUCUGAUCGCACAGUUCUCAUUCUUCGGUCUAGACUGUUUAAACCCUUUAGGAACAAGACAAGCAGUACACCAACGUACAGUCAACGCGAGCUUGCCAUCACGCUGUUUCACUUUCCGCUGCACUCCUACUCAUGCUCACUCUACAUUUCUCGUUCUUCGUACUGUGCUGAGCAUAGCUGUCGCCCGCCUAGAUGGUCGCAUAGUAAGAGACUUGAACCCGCUUGACUCGAUACAUCACGACCUCUACCUCUCCUCCGCUCCCUAUCUCCGCUACUACCGUGUUCCCCUCCAUGGCAUCGACCAGUACAUCACAGCAGACGUCGACGCUUGGGCAGAGAGUGUCGCUGGUAUAUACGGCAAUCUCAUGAAACCCUCCCUCGACCUCCUUCUCUUCACCUCCCAACUCGCAAGGUCUCUCGGAUUCAGAGGCACCAUCCUCCGUGCCGUGACACCUGCAUUUGGUCGUCUCGCAGCUGUAGAAGCCCGUCUGGAAGGCGAAUAUAGAGCUGGCGAAAGCGAGGAAGUCGCGUUCUACGACGGAGGUGCACGCGAACGAGAUAUACUGACGAGAACGUAUUUGCGAUUGAUCAAACAUGUCAAUUCGAUAUACAAGAUCCGCAUCGCAUACGAAUGGACAGAAGAUUUCGUCAUCAAAUACCUCUGGUCCGCCGCUGGGUACGGGUUGAUAGCCGUACCGUUGCUUAUCACGAGGAAACGCUCCCGUGAUGCGGGUGUCGUGGAUGGAAAGGGAAAGAGUGGAGAGGGAAAGCGGGGACGAAACAAGAAGAGCGACGCAGAUGGUAUCGUUGCUGCCAGGACAGAAACCUACAUCUCCAACCGACGCCUUCUCCUCUCCCUCGCAGAUGCGGGUGGGAGACUCAUGUAUGCGUAUAAAGAUCUGCAAGAGGUUGCUGGGUUGACUGGGCGACUCUACACCCUCCUUUCAACUCUUCACAACCUCCCACCUCUCCCUCUUGCACUCUCAGGGGACGGCGAUACAUUCGCGCUGAAGGACGUGGAUAUAUGCAUUCCAGAGGAUCCCUUGACCUCUCCCAACUCACCCUCACCCACACCUUCUCAUUCCUUAGCCACUACCUCCAAGCUUCAAGCUCACGCAGAACCAAUCCCCCCAGCCCCAUCCUUGGAAGCGACUUCCUCAGAAACUCUCUCAGGGCCAAACACCACCCUCGUCCGCGCACUCACGCUCACGCUCCGACCAGGUAUGCACCUCAUGAUCACAGGAUCUAACGGGGUUGGGGAAAACGGCCGUUGCACGGGCUCUAUGUGUACCGAUGGCACGGUUGCGCGUCCUGUUUAUGAUGCACUUACGCAUCCCACAAACGACGCAGAUGGCCGUCCAGGUGUAUUUGUCAUCCCCCAACGUCCCUACCACCCCACAGGGUCCCUCUUAUCCCAAAUCAUAUACCCACAUUCCGUAUCCGAGUUCACUGCGUCCCCCGCGGCGCUGUCAGAACUCGAAAGCUUGCUGGAUGCUGCUCACCUUGGAUAUUUGGUGGAUAGAGAGGGCGGGUGGGGUGCGAUUAAGGAGUGGAGGGAUGUGUUGAGUGGGGGGGAGAAGCAGAGGCUUGCGAUGGCUCGCCUUUACUACCAUCGUCCCAAAUUCGCAAUUCUAGACGAAUGCACAUCCGCCGUGAGCUCCGACGUCGAGGGCCAGAUGUACGAGCACGCAAAGGCGUUAGGGAUCACCUUGAUCACCAUUUCCUUGCGACCGUCUCUGACAAAGUACCACACGCAUAUAUUGACUCUUACGGGCGACGGAACGGGCAGUUGGACCUUUAGCCGGAUUGCUACGCCUCGGGCUCAUGAGGGGCGUGGUGAGAACAGACUGACGACACCGCUUGGCGAAAGCGAACCAAUUGCGGGGGAUGGCGAACGUGAACUAACAACAGAGGACACAGGAGCCAAAUACCUCGCGCGCGUCCUUGAAGAGAUACGUGUGCUAGAAGCACGGAUUGAAGAGUCGUGUGAGUGGGAGAAGAGGGUGAGAGAGCUUGGGGAGGAGUUGAAGUAA